Suillus bovinus is the source of this 1050-nucleotide messenger RNA. RefSeq lists its product as uncharacterized. NCBI's taxonomy places the organism in Eukaryota, Fungi, Basidiomycota, Agaricomycetes, Boletales, Suillaceae. The record is from RefSeq and is a predicted model, not a curated record. Gene Ontology annotation, biological process: mitochondrion organization; phospholipid transport. The transcript is spliced from 2 exons. Gene Ontology annotation, cellular component: ERMES complex. Gene Ontology annotation, molecular function: lipid binding. The coding region runs from base 1 to 1050 and encodes 349 amino acids.
AUGUCCAUCGAACUGGAAUGGCAAAAGCUGAACUCAUCACUAGCGACCACCCUCGUUGACAUCCUCAACAGACAAUUAACGACAACUCAAAGACCAUCAUUCAUCGGUCCUGUUGAAAUCUCCUCGCUCGACUUUGGUACUGUCCCUCCAGACGUCGAGCUCGUCGACCUUCGUGAUAUAUACCGCGAUUUCCUCGAAGAUUCUGACUCGGAAUCCAAUUCUGAACCAGAUCAUGACAAUGCGAAAGUAACGGAAGGCCCAGGGGAUGAUGAGGAUGGAUUUGAGUGGGUGUCAAGGAAGGGGGCACGCCGGGGGAUCGCGGAGGAAGGCCUGGCGUAUCAUCAUCUGCCACCGCAUAUACGCUACGGGCACAGUCCAUCUGUGGAUUUGUUUGCGUCCACGCCAGCAUUACAUACCGGUUCACCGAGAGAUGUAUGGGGCGGGGGUGCUAUGCAUGUGAGCAUGCCUAGCUUGGGCGAAUUUAGGCCGAUGACGAGCAACAUGUCGAUACCAUCGUUUGAUCCUGGAUCGCAAGCUCCAACCUCUCCGCCUGAUAAUCCAAAUCUUCAGCUUCAUCUGUACCUUAAUUGGCACUCCAAUCUACGGCUUACGCUCACGACAUCCUUAUUGAUCAACUACCCUUCCCCGUCAUUCAUGUCCCUUCCGAUCAAGCUCUCAGUGACAGGGUUGGUGUUCACGGGAGAGGUAGCUGUCGCAUACGAGGGUUCGCGUGGCCGAGUCCACUUGUGCAUACUUGACGAAUUGGAUCCCUACGGCCCCGCGUGUAAACGCCCACGAAGCCAAACCAGUACCCCUCCUGAAAUGGAUGAGGACAACGGAAAACGCGACGGAAAACCUUUGCCAAUCGGCCAACGCCUCCUCCCGUCUAUCUUGAUCGAGAGCGAGAUUGGUCAGGCAGACAAACAUGUUCUUAAGAACGUUACGCGGGUCGAAAGGUUCAUUCAAGAUGUCAUACGGAAUACAGUGGAAGAGGAACUCGUUUUUCCGAAUUUUCAUACAAUGAUCAUCGGCGACCAAGGACGCUCGUGA